Messenger RNA from Colletotrichum orchidophilum, 336 nucleotides. RefSeq lists its product as uncharacterized. The transcript has a single exon. The record is from RefSeq and is a predicted model, not a curated record. The annotation marks the transcript as partial. Lineage: Eukaryota; Fungi; Ascomycota; Sordariomycetes; Glomerellales; Glomerellaceae.
AGGGCCCCUGGCAGAACGUGGUUUCCAUGUUCUGUUUCAGGCCGCUCAUUUUCCUAUGUUGAUGUACGCGUAGCACACGCAUCGUCUAUCACUGCAAUUUGUUUAGAGAUCUUCGUCCCAGUACAUGUUUUUGGGGGGCAUCACAUCGUUAACCCAAGAAGGCAGGACCCUGACUCUGCAUUCUCUUUGGCGUCUUGGACGGAUUGUCUGUACCGCCCGUCUCCACACAUCAGGCGAGAAGUGCCUGGCGCAUGGGAAAACCGGGGCCUAAUCUGCGCGUCUGCGAUGUGUCUCCAAUGGCAGAAGCCUGGUUCAUUGACCCCGAAAAGACAAUAA